UUUGGGUGGCAAGGGGCUUGCUUGCGGACAGUCCAGGCUGCAGUUGCAGUGUUGACAGUGAGCCUGACUGUGGGUGUGGACGUUGAGAGGUGUCCCCCCAGAACCCAGAACCUGUGAAAUGCGGGGUGACUGCGGGGGUCAUGGGUGUGGGGAGGCAGGGCCCCUGGGGGCAGGGUGUUGCUCCAGGAUCCUGCAGAAGGUUGGGAGUGGGACUUCUCAGACCCCCUUACGAGGCCCAGCACUGGAGCCUGGAGCAGACGUUUGGGGUCCCCUUGGCCUCAGAUCUCACUCUGCCACUGGCCAGCCAUCAGGAACCUCAGGCCAUUCCAGCCAUUCCAGCCACAGGCCUCUAUCUUCAUGUCAAAGACCACAAGGGCAGGAAGAGGGUGUGGGCCAAUGUGUGAGUGGUCCCUGGGGGAUCUGACAGGGCCCUUGCUGGAAGUGCCUUCUGGAAACUCGUAGGGACAGUCAGGCUCCCCAGGGGAGGUCUCUCUCCACCACUUAGCUCUGCAGGGCCCCCAUGCCGGUGAUGGGCUCCCUCCGUCCUCUGAUGUCUGAGGAAGCUGGUGACCCGGUGCCAAUUCCCACAGUCCUUUGUUGACUGUACAGACACAAAAGGAUCUGCUGCGCGCGCACGCACGCGCACACACACACACACACGAGCGUGCACACGCACCCCGUGAAGAGCCACUCCCCUACUUCCCACCCCAGCAGUGACUUGGAUGGGGGAGGGACUUUCCUCCACCACUGCCUGGGCCCAUGAGCACCCCAGGUCCUGCAGGAGCUGCUCCCUGGGCUGCGUGGGCAUGGGAGGUGGGCUGAGGCUCCACUCACUCUGGAGGGAGGCUGGAUCCUGGAGAUGAAGUGGGAGGGAAGGGGGGGGCAGCAGCCAGAGGGAACACUGGGCGAAGGCAUCCCUUCCCGAGGGGCAGUGGGGCCACUGGACGACCAGGCCACUUGUGUUUGAGGAUGAUGCCCGUGAGUGUGGCAUCUCCUGUGAAGAGUAGCUGGGUGUGGGGCUUGAGGGUCUAGACCUCAGGGGAGUGGGGUUGCACGAGGGGAAAUAUUCUGUGGGUCCAGGCACCACCCUCUGCUAGGUAUUUCCUGCUGUCCAGUUUCUCACUGUGAAAGAUAACGAUGCAAUAAACCCCUUUGGUCAGGUUUUUCUCCAUAUUUUGGAUAUUUGGGGGCUUUGGAGGUGACUCUGGAACCCCCUCAGGGGGCCCCCCAGACCCCCUGGCCUAUGGGGGAGCUGGGGGUGCUGCCUGCUGUCUGCCACUGGCUGUUUCCCUGGCCUGUUAUUUCCACCCUGAGCUGGGGGCAAGAGUCACUGGGGCCAGGAGACAGGAGAAAUCCAGGUCCUGCCCUGGGCUCCCAGGUGGGCUGGGAAGGCUGGGGGUCAGAGGGUGGGGUGGAGGGUGAACUGACUCUGGAGGAAGGUGCAGGACUCCAGGAGGGAGGGGAGAGGCUUGGAGGGAGUGUUCAGACCGCCUCCUGGUGCCGGAGGCCUUCUGGCCUGUGGGGACCUCGCGACCGAGGCUGGGCCUCACAGGCCGCCUUGCAGCUCAGCCUACGACACGCGGCUGCGCCAGAGGGUGGCGGUGAAGAAGCUGUCGCGCCCCUUCCAGUCGCUCAUCCAUGCGCGGAGGACGUACCGCGAGCUGCGGCUGCUCAAGCACCUGAAGCACGAGAACGUCAUCGGGCUGCUGGACGUGUUCACGCCGGCCACCUCCCUCGAGGACUUCAGCGAAGUGUACCUGGUGACCACGCUGAUGGGCGCCGACCUGAACAACAUCGUCAAGUGCCAGGCGCUGAGCGACGAGCACGUUCAGUUCCUCGUGUACCAGCUGCUGCGCGGGCUGAAGGUGGGCGCGGAAGCGGGGGGCGGGCGGGGGCGCAGGGGGCAGAACCUGACGCCCCCGCCGUCUCCCCCUCGCAGUACAUCCACUCGGCGGGGAUCAUCCACCGGGACCUGAAGCCCAGCAACUUGGCUGUGAACGAGGACUGCGAGCUGCGGAUCCUGGACUUCGGGCUCGCGCGCCAGGCGGACGAGGAGAUGACUGGCUACGUGGCCACGCGCUGGUACCGGGCCCCUGAGAUCAUGCUGAACUGGAUGCACUACAACCAGACAGUGGACAUCUGGUCUGUGGGCUGCAUCAUGGCCGAGCUGCUCCAGGGAAAGGCCCUUUUCCCAGGAAAUGACUACAUCGACCAGCUGAAGCGCAUCAUGGAGGUGGUGGGCACACCCAGCCCUGAGGUUCUGGCAAAGAUAUCGUCGGAACAUGCCCGGACCUACAUCCAGUCCCUGCCCCACAUGCCCCAGAAGGACCUCAGGAGCAUCUUCCAUGGAGCCAACCCCCUGGCUGUGGACCUCCUGGGACGGAUGCUGGUGCUGGACAGUGACCAGAGGGUCAGUGCAGCCGAGGCCCUGGCCCAUGCCUACUUCAGCCAGUACCACGACCCCGAGGAUGAGCCCGAGGCCGAGCCCUACGACGAAAGCGUUGAGGCCAAGGAGCGCACGGUGGAGGAGUGGAAGGGUGGGCCUGAGGGCUGCGUCCCCCAGAGGCUGAGCGCUGCCUGUUUUCUGCAGGAAGUGCUCCAGUUUCUCUUGAGAGUGGUCUGAGCGAGGCCACGACACGGCCCCCCAGCCCCACUCUAGGGGGUCAGGUAGAGCUGGGGUUGGGUGUGUCCAGCAGAGGCUUGGGGGCAGCACGGGGCAGGCCCGGGAAGGGGCCUAUGGGCCAAGGCUGCUCUCGGAGGGUGGUGGGCCUGGGCUGCUGAAGGCCUGAGCUCACCCUUCCUCCUCCCCUCGCAGAGCUCACCUACCAGGAAGUCCUCAGCUUCAAGCCCCCAGAGCCACCGCAGCCGCCUGGCAGCCUGGACGUUAAGCAGUGAGGGGAAUGCGGCUCGCCAGCCGCACUCGGACCCGAGGAGGGGCCUGAGCCCGCCUGCCCUCCCGCCUCGGCCCGCCAGACUCCCACGAGGGGCACCUCCCAACACCACUGCGGCCAGCAGCGCACACCCCUGGCCUGGGACCCUUGUCUACACGCCGCGCCUUGUGGGAAGCCUGCACGUGUGUGAGCCACGGGUGUAGGAGUCUGGAUAGAGCAUGCUGGACUUCCUUGGUCCUCCUACCCCCUCCCAGCAACCUGGGUCUCCUUUGGGACCUCGCUAUGGGGGA
Messenger RNA from Orcinus orca (killer whale), 3181 nucleotides. Its product is annotated as mitogen-activated protein kinase 11. The coding region runs from base 1244 to 2623 and encodes 459 amino acids. The record is from RefSeq and is a predicted model, not a curated record. Lineage: Eukaryota; Metazoa; Chordata; Mammalia; Artiodactyla; Delphinidae. Gene Ontology annotation, molecular function: ATP binding; MAP kinase activity. The transcript is spliced from 9 exons. Gene Ontology annotation, cellular component: cytoplasm; nucleus. Gene Ontology annotation, biological process: intracellular signal transduction; protein phosphorylation.